CUCAACUUUGGUCAGUGUUCCUUUUCGUUGCAAGUAACGGAUUAUAAAAAGGGAAUCAUGCAACGAGUUUUUACUUUUUCGACGACGAGCGGUUCAGGAUCAGAAGGCCUUUUGGAAGCGACACAUACAAAUACCGUGGAUGAUCGCAUUGGUUUUAAAACAUUUAUAUCAACUAGAUUUGAUUUCAUUCAAGCAUGCAAUCCUGCUGCGGACCGAACGUUGACGAUAGUGCAGGUGCGAGAUGUUGCUGUGGUCCUACAAGUGAUAAUGGAGGAUGCUGCAGCGGAGGCGGUUGCGACAAUACAACAAAUUCCGAUUCGUCCGAGGAUACCCUACUCGCAUUUGACGAAACGGAUCUCAUCUCCCAAAACGAACCUUUGAAAGUAAAGGUUGACCUUGCGCGGCUCUGCUCAACAUGUAUCGCAUGCCAUUGCACUCAUUGCACAUGCAGAGCUCUUUUACCGUCAAAGUUGCUUUCGGCUCCAAAUCAUCCCCGUUCUGCAAGGUUUCGAGUGGGAUUGCCGACGGGGUAUACUCCAUCCAGGCCUUCAGAGCUCCUACCAGCUUGCAUAGCGGACCCCGAAGCCCGAGCGCGUUGUGCUCAUGGGCGCCGCUGUGCGCUUCGUAAUGUCGGUAACCUGUUGGCUGUUGAGGUACCAGAAGUUAGGGGAGUAACGGUUGCCGAUGGUGAUGGCGGAGAACGAGAAGCGCUGUUAGUGGACGUCUACUUUAAAUGCGACUUGUCCACCGAAUUGGCUGCCCAUUGUCGCAACAUUUUGCUUGCUCGUGGGUAUCGAUUCGUUGAGAUUGUCGCCGCUUCAUCGGAUGUCUUUCCCAGCAAGUUUCCUCAAACAUCUCCCUCAUUGUUCACACAGACAGUACUUGAGUUGAACGGACUCACUUGUGGAUCCUGUGUACGGGCCAUCGAAGGGGCGUUGAAAAAGGUGGAAGGAAUAAGUAAAGAUGGGCUUCAAGUAACAUUGGACCCACAGCAAGCAGUCAUUCUGCACGAUGCUUCAGUAGUGUCAGCUCAAACUCUGAUUGACAGAAUUGAGGGCAUCGGGUAUGAAGUAUUAAAUGCCACGACGCAUGCUACCAAGCCUACGGAAACGAGUCUGCGCACAAGUUCAAGCACGUCCGUACGAACCAAAACAAUGUUGACAAUACAUGGAAUGACAUGCGCUUCCUGCGUGGGCACCCUUGAAGACAUGCUCAAACGCCUACCCGGUGUGGAAACGUCGUCGGUAGUCGUCACCCUCUUACCUCAACGAGCGAUCGUCUUGCAUGACUCCACAGUCCUCCCAUCGGAAAAGCUCGUCAGCGCAAUUGACGACAUGGGCUACGAAGUCCUCGCUACCGAUGUAGAAACACUGCGAGCCACUGCGGAAUCCAACCAGAAAGUUGUCGAUGACAACCUUGAAAUUGUCACAGAUUACCCUCAUGAACCCGCUCAAACUACUACCAAGUUGAAUGUCGGUGGCAUGACAUGCGCUUCGUGUGUUUCAGCCAUCGAGACCAACCUAACCCAAAAACCAGGGGUUCAAGACGUUGCCGUAAACUUGAUAACAGGGCAAGCUAGCAUCAAGCAUGAUCCGACCAUCAUUGGACCCCGUGAUCUCAUUGCUCUCGUCGAGGGUUUGGGCUACACGGCAGAACUCGCCCCUCAUACAAACAGAAUGGAUCUCGUCAAGGCCCGUGAAGCGGCGGAGCGUCGCAUGUAUGGCCGUCAGCUUCUUUGGGCUUUUUUCUUUGCGGUACCGACUUUUAUCAUUGCCAUGAUUUUCAUGAUGGCGCUGGCGCCAGAUCAACCUAUUCGCCAGUCCAUGAUGAUGGAAAUUGUACCUGGUUUGAGCGUUAAUGCCCUGGUGUUGUGGAUUACGGCUACACCGGUGCAGUUCUGGUUGGGAAAGAGGUUUUACGUUGGUGCUUGGAAAAGUUUGGUUUACGCAAAAUCUGCAAAUAUGGACGUGCUGGUAGCAUUAGGAACCAGCGCAGCGUAUUUCUACUCUGUAUACGCCGUCAUCUAUGGCAUUGUUACCAAAACAGAAGCCGAAGCACAGUUUUUUGAGACAUCCAUUCUCCUCAUUUUCUUUAUUCUUUUGGGAAAAUACAUGGAAGCUUAUGCAAAAGGCAAAACGUCAGAUGCUAUCACCAAAUUAAUGGGUCUCGCCCCAGACACUGCUACCCUCGUACUGUCGGAUUACAAUGACCCAAGAACGACUACCGAGCAAGAAGUAGAUAUUGCUCUGGUACAAGUUGGUGAUGUUCUCAAAGUCACCGCAGGAGGCCGAAUCCCUUGCGACGGCGUAAUAGUCCGCGGCACAAGUUUCAUUGACGAAAGUAUGCUCACAGGUGAACCAGUACCGGUCACCAAAACGGUCGGCGACGACAUCAUGGGGGGAACGGUGAACCAAAACGCAGUAAUAUACGUCAAAGCCGUCAAAGUUGGUUCGGAAACCGCUCUAUCUCGCAUCAUUCGACUGGUGGAGGAUGCCCAAACGUCUCGUGCCCCUAUUCAAGCCGUUGCUGAUAAGAUAUCCCGUUACUUUGUUCCUGCGGUAGUCAUCAUUGCCCUCGUGACAUUGAUUGUGUGGGUCUCUGCCGUGUAUUCAGGAGCGGUGCCAGAGGAGUGGUGGGGUAAAGGAAAAGCAGCCUUUGCACUAGACUUUGCCAUUGCUGUGCUGGUCAUUGCUUGCCCAUGUUCCCUGGGAUUGGCGACUCCAACUGCUGUGAUGGUUGGAACUGGAGUUGGCGCGAAAUACGGUAUUCUAGUUAAAGGCGGUGGAGCAGCCCUAGAAAUGGCCCACAACGUCAAAGCCAUCGCAUUCGACAAGACUGGUACACUGACACAAGGAAAGCCAAGUCUAACUGACUCUAAAUUCUUCCCUGAACCCAACGGCCGAAUCGUGAAUGAAUCUGAUUUCUGGACGCUCGUCGCAACUGUCGAAGCAGCAAGUGACCAUCCUCUAGCACGUGCGGUUGUGCAGUAUGCCACGGAAGAGAAAGGUGCAAAUGUCACUGGAGCGAGCACCAUUUCCGUCCAAGAAAUUGUUGAAUCUGCCGGCAAGGGUCUUGGAGCAGUCAUUGAAGCCUCAGCAAACGAAAAGUACAUGGCAUACGUUGGAUCGCGUCGUUGGAUGGAAGAAAACGCUUGUAUACCCGUUGAUGCUUCCAUAGUAGAUACAACCACAGACAACUGGCAAUCCGAUGGUAAAUCGAUGGUCUACGUUGGCAUCAGACCAAUCACACCGUACCCCAGCACCCCAGCCGCGGGCCACCUACUUGGCAUCCUAGCCAUUUCAGAUGUGAUCCGCCCCGAAGCUCCAGCGGUCAUCCAGGCACUGCAACGACGCGGGGUGGCGGUAUGGAUGAUCACAGGUGACAAUACGCGGACGGCACAAGCUGUUGCUAGACAGUUGGGCAUACAUGAAGAUCAGGUGUUGAGCCAAAUCUUACCUGGCGAGAAGGCGGAAAAGGUCAAAUGGCUGCAAUGUGCCGUCAGAGCGCAAGACAAGAAGGCAAGAGUGGCCAUGACCGGCGAUGGAAUCAAUGAUUCUGUUGCAUUGGCACAAUCUGACGUUGGUAUCGCCAUUGGCACGGGUUCAGACGUGGCGAUCGAGUCGGCGCAAGCUGUUCUCAUGAAAUCUGAUCUCCGCGACGUCCUCACUCUGCUCGACCUCUCCCGUACAACAUUCAACAGAAUAAAACUAAACUUUCUUUGGGCGUUUGGGUAUAAUUCCAUCGGAAUCCCGUUGGCAGCGGGUGUCCUCUACCCGGCUGCGAGGAUCAUGUUGGCACCGUGGAUGGCAGGCUUGGCAAUGGCUGCAAGUAGUGUCUGUGUAGUAGUGAGCAGUCUAGCCCUCAAAUUGUAUCGACCGCCGACGAUUGCAAAGUGAGAAACGAUGGGGAUGUUGGAUUUAUUUAUUUACUCUACUUGUAAUGUUGUAUUUCACAAUAUGAGUGCAUUGCACAUUGUCACUAGUCC
Spizellomyces punctatus DAOM BR117 is the source of this 3985-nucleotide messenger RNA. RefSeq names its product heavy metal translocating P-type ATPase. Gene Ontology annotation, cellular component: membrane. Gene Ontology annotation, molecular function: copper ion binding; ATP binding; P-type divalent copper transporter activity. Gene Ontology annotation, biological process: copper ion homeostasis; monoatomic cation transport. NCBI's taxonomy places the organism in Eukaryota, Fungi, Chytridiomycota, Chytridiomycetes, Spizellomycetales, Spizellomycetaceae. The transcript has 7 exons. The coding region runs from base 195 to 3896 and encodes 1233 amino acids. The record is from RefSeq and is a predicted model, not a curated record.